UUCCUCAUCUAUUAAGAGACAGGUAGAUAUAUAUAUAUAUAUAUAGUGUAUAGUGUAUUUUGUCGGCUCGAGUUUGCUCAACGAUCGAGCCGAGAUCAGCAGGUGCGUGGGAUUUUUCCCGCCAUUUAACUGUUUCUGUAAUAUCGUUCUAAAUUUUUUUUUUUUUUUCUUUUUUUCUUUUUUAGACAAUACUUACAUCCAACGCAGGUUGGAUGAAGCUUGUCCAACCUGGAUACGUGGCCCAAUCAGGACAUGACAAGUGUCCAUAAAACACUAUUGAACUUAAGUUGAAUACUACCCAACUUAAAUGGGUUUGACCCGACCGAACACUUUGCUCUCUCCUAAAAUCUGCAGCGAUUACAGCGAUUUCAGAAGAUCGCUCCCUUUGCUCUCUCCUAAAAUCUGCAGCGAUUGCCUAUCAAUCCCACCACUGCUCACCCACCAAGCACAACCAUCAAUCCCAAACACAGCAGCCAUUACACCCAAAUAGCAGUCCCUAAUCGAGAGAGAGACGUAUUCGCAGGCCACUAUCCCCACCAUCUCCGCCGGAAUGAACUUCGAGCACAGACUACAUCGCCGGAAUGAACUUCUCCGACCACUCGCCGUCACGCGCUCAUGCGAGUAGAUCUAACGCUUUUACACGCGCACACGCGCCUCUUCUUCUCCGGCGAUUGCAAUACAAGCUCUGAUCCAAUCCACGGGCUGCAAAUCCUCCAUUCUCUCCAAUGCCGUGAAGAUACCGUCAAGGUGGAGGACUGGGAUGGGUUGAUGAGGAAUUGGGACGACGUGGUGAAGGAGAUUGAUUAAGAUGUUUGUAGAGAGAGAAAGGAUAGAAUCUCACAUAAAUGGGUUUUUCCCGAAAAUAUAUGGGCAAUGCCCAAUUAAAUUUUAUAUAAUUAUAAACACGUGUCGGAAUUCUAUUGGGCCACGUACCAGGUUGGACAAACUUCGUCCAACCUGGGUUGGAUGCAAGUCUUUUUUUCAAGAUUGUUAAGGCCCCGUUUGGGAGUAGUUUGAGAGCUUCCCGAUGCCUCCCAAACGGCCCCUAAAUCUGUUACAUUGAGAUAUAUAUAUAUAUAUAUAUAUAUCAUCUAAUACGAGCUUUGAACUCAUCCUUCUCUCUGAUACUCUCUCUCGUUCUUCUCUCUGAUACUUUCUCUCUCUACGUCCCACCGUCUUCAUAUACUUUCAAUCUCAUUCUAUACCAGUUGAAGAUUAACAAUGGCUUGCGAGAAUGACAAAUACAACUCUCGCUGUGAAGAGGACCCAACACCACAGGCAGUGAGUGAACCAUCUACUGUGCUGUCAAGGAAACAUACCUCAUCUGUGCCUGGUAACUGGAAAGACUCGGAACCAUUGGGUGUGAGGUUCAUUCCUGAAGAAUGGGAAUUGUUCCUGUACCUCCGGUUGAAGGUAUCUGGGAAUCAAAUACCUCCUGGAAUCAUUGAGGAGGUAGACAUAUAUCAAUUCGAUCCGAUCCAACUAGAAGGAGCUUUCUCUUCCUGCACACAUAAUAGAAUGAUGUAUUUCCUAACCCCACUGCAUAAGGUGGGGUCAAGGAACCAGCGAGAGGCUACAAAUGGAACUUGGAGAAAAGAGAACAAAACAUCAGUGAGUGAUGCAUUGGUAGUGGUAGGGGAGAGGGGAUCUUAUAGUUUUGAUAGGAAAGUUAAGAAGGUUGGACAAACAAAAUUUCUAAUGAGAGAGUACAAGCUCAAGGAAAACACUGACUGGGCCUUGAGUGUGGUAUACCCUGGACCACGAGAGAGAAGACAGACCAGUGAUGAAUUUAUAUUUACUGACUGGUUCAACAAGAUGACGUCAGCAAAAGAGAAGGGAAAUGAUACGGAUGAUGGAAGUGAUUUAUCACUGUCUCUCUCUCUUCCUAAAAGGAGGAAUGUUAACCUCGAAAACAGGGUGCCAUCUGAUGCUAUUGCGUGCAGGCGUGCAGUGGUUCGUUCUCCCCACUUAGUGAAGCUUGCUCAAGAAUGGCCUUGAUUGCAGUACAUCAAAUAUUGGAAAACAUUGGCUACAGAGAUGAUGAAGGAGUGAUGACAGAUUAGAUCUCAUUUCAAAUGCAAGACAAGUCAAAGAAAAAGGGUGAUGCUGCUUUCCAAGAAAAAGAUUUUAAAACUGCAAUCGAGUGCUACACGCAGGUUAUUAUCAUUUUUAGUUGGUUACAACAAGCUCUUUUAUGUGUAUGCAUCAAUGCAUGCGUGUUUGUAUGUCCACAUCUAUACAUUUACUUUGGGAGCUGAUAAAAAUUUCAUGACAUGUUUUUUACCUGAUAUGGUGGGAUAACACUCACUUGAACAAAUAGCCUUUUCCCAGUUGAUGUGAUA
Messenger RNA from Cornus florida, 2342 nucleotides. RefSeq names its product NAC transcription factor 25-like. Gene Ontology annotation, molecular function: DNA binding. Bases 1222 to 1998 code for a protein of 258 amino acids. The transcript is spliced from 5 exons. Gene Ontology annotation, biological process: regulation of DNA-templated transcription. NCBI's taxonomy places the organism in Eukaryota, Viridiplantae, Streptophyta, Magnoliopsida, Cornales, Cornaceae. The record is from RefSeq and is a predicted model, not a curated record.